Molecule: messenger RNA, 663 nt
Organism: Microplitis demolitor
Lineage: Eukaryota; Metazoa; Arthropoda; Insecta; Hymenoptera; Braconidae
Exons: 2
Coding region: 1-663 (220 amino acids)
Source: RefSeq, a predicted model, not a curated record
AUGAAGACCGAAGAGCUUUCAAAGCAGAAAGAUGUCUUACAUCAAAUAUCUCAGGCUAGUGAUGCUAUCCGACAGAAGCACAGAAUGCUGAAGUUGGGUAAAGACACAGCUGAGAAGGCAAUGGGUGAAAUCUUUAAGCCUAUUGUUAGACCUUUGCAGAGUGUAGUCGAAUCGUCUGAGCAUAAAAUCAAACAAGAAGUCAACAAAGAAUUAAAUGAUGAUAAUUCAAUGAUGAUUAAUGAUACAGAAUUUGAUGAUGCCAGUAAUUAUGAUAGUAUCAUCUCUGAAGAAAGCAGUGGAACUCUGAAAGAAACACAAAUAUUUCCUGCUGUAUCAAGUACUCUUGCUAAGCCAGUUAGCACAGACUUAUUGGAUACUUACAAUAAUACCAAACAUCGAACAAGUAAAGUGAAACCUGCGGAUGAUACUGCUGCUAAUGAAAAAGAACUGCUGGAAAAAAUAUACAAACCUCUUCAAGCUCAGCAACAAGCACGAAAAAAUAAAUUCAAAGUCGGAGACAAAGUUCGAAUCAGCAAGUACAAACAUGUGUUAAAAAAAGGUUACACACCCAACUGGACGACUGAAAUUUUUACAAUUAAGACAGUGCAGAAAACGAAGCCGACAACGUAUAAGCUCGUAGACUAUCGGGAUAAACCUAUUUAA